AUGGCGAGCACCAUCGCCGCGCUUAUGACCGACUGCUGGCAGAUCAAUAGCAAAGGAUCUGUAAUGUUAAGCACUCGCUGCAAAGGUCUGUGGAGAGAAUGUGUCUGGGACCGCUUUGUAAAGAUCUGGACUUGUGAUGUUUUCAGCUCCUAUCUAAACCCACAUCCAGCUACGAUCGUCCUCACCAGAGCAUUAAUAAUCAUCUCCAGUAUAAUGAGCGUUUUUGCAUUUUUCUUCCUAAUUCUUGGAUUCAAAAACCUCAGCUGGUGCCAAGACACAUUCACCAAACUACAAUGUCUGCGGCUCACCUCGGGGCUUUACUUUCUAAUAGGAAUGUCCUCCUCGGCUGCCAUCAUAAGAUACUGCAUCUAUGUGUAUCACGUUCACCAGUAUGAGGUAUCUCUGAAAAUCCCAGGAUUCCCUAGUUUUGAAUAUGGCUACUCUCUUUGGAUGGCAGUAGGUGGCAAUUUAGGGGCCAUCACCACAGCUGUAAUAACCUGCUACCAGGGUCUCCAGAAAAAGAAAUUAACAACGGGAAAAGCAAAAGCUGAAAGCCAAGAGUGUGAGGGACCAGAUGUACUGAAGACCUAUGUGUAA
Bufo gargarizans (Asiatic toad) is the source of this 597-nucleotide messenger RNA. Its product is annotated as claudin-16-like. Gene Ontology annotation, molecular function: structural molecule activity. The transcript is spliced from 5 exons. The coding region runs from base 1 to 597 and encodes 198 amino acids. NCBI's taxonomy places the organism in Eukaryota, Metazoa, Chordata, Amphibia, Anura, Bufonidae. Gene Ontology annotation, biological process: bicellular tight junction assembly; cell adhesion. Gene Ontology annotation, cellular component: bicellular tight junction; plasma membrane. The record is from RefSeq and is a predicted model, not a curated record.